AUGGAGACUGCGGUCUACCGCAGUUUCCUUUCCCACCGUGGGAAAGAAGAUGGAGAGGAGGAUGCCAAGGAGGAUGAGGAGGAGGAGGAUGAGGAGGAGGAGGAGGAGGAGGAGGAGGAGGAGGAGGAGGAGGAGGAGGAGGAGGAGGAAGAGGACAACGGUGGGGUCGCGGAGGAGGUGGGGGCUGGAGGGGGAUGGCAGGAUGAAGGCGAUGAAUGGUGGGCAGAAGGGCGAUAUGAUGGGGAGGAGGCAGAGACCUGGGUUGCUGGGCAGGAUGAGGAUUAG
Closterium sp. Naga37s-1 is the source of this 285-nucleotide messenger RNA. The record is from the annotation of a GenBank genome assembly. NCBI's taxonomy places the organism in Eukaryota, Viridiplantae, Streptophyta, Zygnematophyceae, Desmidiales, Closteriaceae.